AAAAAAAAAACUUAAAAUAAAUAAAACUGCAUCGUACAAACACACAACGAAUAACAUAGAGAACGACAGAGGCGGCGCCGACAACGACGACGGCGAUUUGUUUGGCGCGUGAACGACGACAACGGCAACGAAUUGAAUUGAAUAAUCAUUCAAACAAGAUUAAAACAUGGAUUUGUUUAAACAAAAUGACAGCAUGCCAAUGACCUGGCUGACAUGGCGUCAAUUUGUAGGCCUUAUAACUCUAGUGGUGUUUGUAUGCAAUUUAAAUAUCACAACCGGUCAAAUCGAUUGGGACGACGACGAUGAUCCAGUUUCAACGGUGGCAAUUGAAGCGGUAUUGGGUCGCACUGCCACAUUGCCGUGUGACAUCGAACCGGAAGCCAAGGAUGACAGAGUCUAUAUGGUUCUGUGGUUUCGGGAAAGUGCUGGUAAACCACUCUACAGUUUCGAUGUUCGGGGGAGACCGUUCGAGAAGGCCUUAUACUGGUCGGAUUCAAAUUCAUUCGGACCGAGAGCGUAUUUUGUAACAAACAAACAACCUGCCAAAUUAACUGUUGACAAUAUACAACUGGAUGAUGAAGGAGUGUACAGAUGUCGCGUUGACUUCCAAAAUUCACCUACUCGUAAUCAUAGAAUUAAUUUAACGGUUAUUGUUCCUCCCCAUCAAAUUUUAGUGUACGAUGCAUCCGGUCGCGAUGUGGCUGGAGCGGUCGGUCCUUUAUUUGAAGGCGAUAACAUUGUUUUAACGUGUGAAGUGCGCGGUGGACGACCUGAACCUAUAGUUACGUGGAUGAAUGGUACGCAGCAAUUAGAAUCUGGCAACGGCGUUUCAAUGGGACGUCACGUUACCGUCAAUCGCCUAGAGGUGCCACACAUAACACGUUCAGCUUUGAAUAACACCUAUCGUUGCCAGGCAUCGAAUACAAAACUAGUACCACCAGUGGAACGAAGCAUACGCAUCGAUAUGUUACUGAAGCCCACAUCAGUGAAUUUAACAAAUAAGCAGAAAGUCUUCUCAUCCGGUAUUCAAUAUAAUAUGACUUGUAUUGUUGAUGGUUCAGUACCGGAUACGGAAAUCAAAUGGACUCAAAACAAUCGACCAUUUAAACGUGGCGCUCUUACCGUCAUUCAAACUAAUGGUAAAGUGAAAUCAACUUUAACCUUUAAUCCUCAACCCGAAGAUGAUGGGACUCUAUUAAAAUGUGAAGGAUCAAAUCCACGUUUACAAAAUUCCGCUCUCGAGGACUCCUUAAUGUUAAAUGUUAUGUAUCCACCGCAAGUGACAUUAUCACUGGGCUCAACACUAAAACCGGAUGAUAUUAAAGAGGGCGAUGACGUUUAUUUCGAAUGUCAUAUUAAAGCAAAUCCUAAGGAACAUCGCAUCACAUGGUCCCAUAAUGGUGUACCCGUUACUCAAAAUGUAUCCUGGGGUAUCAUUAUUUCAACGCGUUCGCUGGUAUUACAACGUGUGGCUCGUGUACAUGCGGGCUUGUAUGCGUGUUCCGCUGCCAACGAUCGUGGGGAAACCACAAGUGCUAUGGUGAACCUUAGAAUACGAUAUGCGCCCGUUUGCAGUACAAGUACAGUUAUUGUUAUUGGCGCGUCAUUGGAAGAAGCGGUACCCAUACCGUGCCGUGUUAACUCGGAUCCACCCGAAAUUGAAUUUGAAUGGACUUUUUCUAGUAGUGGCGAACACUUUGAAGUACCAUCUGGGCAUUUCGCUACAAUGCAAGAACCGGCAACAACGGGUGAUAUACAUCGUACGUACAUUGAAUCGAAUGAAACGCAUUUUGAAGCCUAUGUGGAAACUGUUAGUGAAUUAAUAUAUAUGCCAAAAGGUGAACGCGAUUACGGUACAUUAGCUUGCUGGGGUAGCAAUUCUAUUGGUAAACAAUCAGAACCAUGUUUAUUUCAAGUUGUACCGGCAGCUAAACCCGGAGCUUUGCGUAACUGUACUUUGCGGCCCUAUGUUGUGACUUCGGCUUCAUUGAAUUCAUCGAAUCAAACAACAAUGCACGCCAAUCAAAUGAUGAUGGCUAUGCCAACACAGUAUGGGAGGCACGAAUCAAAUUUCCCGCAUAUGGAAUAUGUACGUGAGAGACAUAAUGAACAACAGCAUCCGUAUAACGUUAGUAGAAAUAAAAACAGCAAUAGUAGUGGCAUUCGUGGUACUAAUAGCAACAACAAUAGCAAUCAAAUCAGUAGCAAUAGAAAAGUUUACACUGAUGACGUUAAGAGGACAAGCAACAAAAUAAACUACAGCAACAGCAAUAAUGAUGACAGCGCCAAUAACAAUAAUAAGAGAUCCACUAGUAGUAGUACAACCACUGCUAUCAAAAACACCAACGGCACUAACAAUAAAAGCAUUAAUCAUGAGGCACAACAAGUUGGAAAAAACCAGUCAAUAACCAUGUAUAACAGGCACCAACAAAUGAUACAGCAAAAAUAUCGUCAGCAAGCAUCAACGGUAAACGUAAAUAACGAACAAGAACAGCGUCUAAAAAAGCGUACAUCAUUUACCCCAUCACAGUCGCUGGUGGCCUUUAAAGACGAACAAAUUUCAAAGCAAUCGAAAGGAAGAACAAAACAAUCGCUAGAACAAACCACAAGUGUUAAUAAGAAUCGUCCGCAUACCGUUGAGUCCACAAGCGAACGACCAAUUGCCAUUCCAGCAUCGCAGUCGUUUAUCAAUAAUCAUCAAAAUGAUGGAUUAUCUUUGCCAGCGCAGUUAAAGGCGAAUAAAAACAACAACAUCAGCAAUGAUAUAAAAAAGAAAAAUCGCCGAAAACGUUCUUCAAGAUAUGAAAUGCAAUACCACAAUGCUAAAGAUUGUAAAAACGACGGUAGCAUUGUUGAUGAUAUCGCAAAAAUUUCUACUGGGAAAGAUCAACGUAUUCAACAAGGCCAAAAAGCACAACAACAAUAUUGGAAUGAUAAAGAUAAGAAAAGUAAAAUUGGCAAAAACAGAAAAGUGAAUUCAACUUUGUCACUGUCUACUGCAAAAGUUUCGGAAAAUGUUAUGGCAGCGGUAAGAACAAUAAAAACAACGAAAAUCUUACUAAACACCGGCCGUAAGAGUCAUCAUAACAAGUCUCUCAAAAUCCAACAGAAACAAAAACUGAAUAAUAAAGAAAUUCAUCAUCAUCAUCAUAAUCAUCAUCAUGAUUAUUCCCAUCCUCAUCCUCAUCCACAUAACAGUAGCGAGCACCAGUCGGCUGCCAAAGAAAAACUAUCUAAAGCGUCAUUAUCAAUUGUACAGAGCAGACAUAUCAACAAACGAGAAAUUGCAAUUGGCCGAGAGAAGGUACAACAAGAUAAAUCUAGUGCCGUCAGCAGCAAUGGCAUGAGUUUUUCAUCUUCUUCUUCUUCUUCUUCUUCUUCUUCCAUUUCCAUUUCCUCUUCUUCUUCUGCUUCUGCUUCUACUUCAACUUCGGCAUUUACAUUAAAGCAAUACAGCGGCACAAUUCAAGUAAAGGAUGACAAACCAUCAACUGCAGGCAAUGGAAAUGAACUUAAUAUCAAGCCUGAUUCAUUAAAAUUGAAUGAUAAAAAACGUAUACGCAAAUCAUUGACAGCUCGUAAUAACAAAGAACGACAUUUCGGUAAGAUGCCCAACCUAUCUGAAAUUCAACUUAGCUCCGCAUAUAUGAAUGGCAGCAACGGUACUGAGAAAGUAAGGAAUAGUAUUGAAAACGAUAAUAAUUGGAGUAAAGAAGAAGCAGAACAACAAUCAAACUUGCCACCGAGUGCACCUAAAAUAAUCAGUCGAGCAACGGGAAAUAUCCAGCUGCCCACAAAACCAUCGAAUUCCGUUGAAAUUAUUAAUAGUAGAGAGACAUCAUUGGCAGCCGUGGUGGCAGUUAACGCCGGUGACAGCGCCUAUCAAGGGGAUGAUGAGCAAACAGAAAACAUUGAUGUUUUCGAUAACAACAGUUCUAUAGAAGAAGACGAUGAUGCACAACUUGAUAUCAAUGAAAUCGAUGGUGAGACUGACAACGAUAUUGAAGAAGAUGAACUGACAGAUGAUGAGGAUGCACAAAAUAUUUUAGAUGGUAUGCUAGACGAUUAUAACACACUAGCUGAUUCAAAAAUUUUGGAAGAUAAUGAUAGCGAUGACGAUGUAACGGUCAAUACUAAGCAUGGCCCGCAGUCAACUGUAAACAAUUACUCUAUGAAACAGCAACAACAGCUAAGCCAUAACAGCAAAGAGGAAACACAACUGCAAGCUAUUGAUAAUUCUAAUGACGACAACAGCAACAACAAUAAUAAUCGAAUUUCCGAAGAUACUAUGGAAGAUAGUAUGGAUGAUGUUGAAAAUCUUGUUGGCCUUGACGGAGACGAGAAUCUAGAACAUGAUAUCGAUGAUAAUGACAAUGAUAACGAUGAUGAUGACGAUGACGAUGCUCUUGUUGUUGAUAGUGGUGACGAUGAUGAAAACGACAACGACAACGACAACACUGACGACAACGAUGCCAUCAAUAAGGCAAGCAUUGAUAAUGAGCCGCAUUUUGAUUAUUCACGCAUGGAAUACAAUUUUCAUAACGGCAUUGCUACCCAUAGUCUUAUCGGCACUUACGGUAAUUCAGAUAUAAGCAGUAGCAAUAGCCUUGGUUCAAGCAGUAACGGUGGCGGUGUUGGUGGUAAUGGUGGUGGUGGUGGUGGUGGUGGUGGUGGUGGUGGUGUUGGUGGUGGUAGUAGUAUUAAUUUCGAUAAUUAUGAUAACAUUAUCUAUUCAACAAUGGAAUUAGAAUGUAUGCCAGGUUAUGAUGGCGGUCUCCAGCAACAUUUCUAUUUGGAAGCUUAUGAUUCAAAAACGAAAAAGUUACGUUUAAACACAUCGAGCACAUAUGCAGAUGUGCCAAUAUUUCGCAUUGAUUUAAGCGAUUUAACACCUAUGGAUUACUAUCCGGAUCCAAAUCCCGCACUUCAUCUUAUCGUGUACAGCGUAAAUCAAAAGGGACGCUCAGAGCCAAUCAUUUUAGAGAAUAUACCAAUUAAUGAGGCAGAGAAACGUUCAGAUGGUCGUAUGGGUCUCUCAAUAUUACCGAUAGCUGCUUUGUUGACCGGCACACUUUUCACCGUUGGCAUUGCUAUACUAUUUGUUGUUGUUGUUGCCAUUAGGAAACGCCGCUGCCAAGGCGGCCGUAACAUAUGCGAUGAUAAGGAUAAACAUUUGGGCAUGGAUGUUACCGUUACUGCACCACUGGAGACUGGCCCCGGCCAUCAACGCUUGGUGGUUGCGUACACAUUAAAACAAGGCAUCGAAAAGCAACCGGAUAUAUUGAAUGCUCAAAAAAGUACAACGGGUAGCGUCACUUCAUCACCUUUGGGAAAUCGACCGAGUGGCAUUUUUAUAGAUGCCAACGCGAGCAAUGGCGGUGUUGGCUCAAAAGCAAACUAUGCUAGUAACGGCGGUGUAAGUGCCAGUAAUUCAACUACAAACUACGAUUCUCCAACCAUCAAUUACAACGAAUCUGGCUCAACUGAUCCACUACAACCACAACUUAAUAGCCCGCCAUCUCAAUCCAGUACACUUAAAUUGGGCACAGAUACCCGGAAAACAUAUCAAACACCACCACUGCUCUACGAUGCACUCAAUCGUCACGACAUAUCGCGGUAUGAUCCACUCGGAUUAAAUAUCAACUACGAUGGAAGUAAUAGUACGCUAAGCUCAGGGGGUAGCGUUGGCAAUACUUCACUUACUAAUAAUGCAUCGUCGUCUCUGUUGCAAAGCAAUUUAGCCAAUGGCCAUUACACUAAUCAUCAUCAUCAUCAUACACUGCCGCAUCCUUCGGCGGUAAUACAGCAUCAACCACCAGUUACAACGCACACAUUAGGCUCAGAACAACUUUCAAUAUCUGAUUACUUAACUGCUAGUAGUUUAAUAGAUUACAAUCUUAGUAAAUCGUCAGCGGGGAUAUCGAUAUCGAAUGUUGGUGGCGGUACAAAUGUUCUUAAUGCUGCAACAGCAACAGCAGCAACAAAUGCAGGGGUCGGUCAUAUGACACUGCCAAAAAGUUUAGCUUUAGGCUCCAUAUUAGGAGCCAAUAGCGUUCCACAUGCUACUACCUCCUCUUCCAAUAGUACUCUAACACCAUCAAAAUCAAAUUGUUUGACGGUUACACAGAAGACCAACGCCAGUCGUAAUCAUAUUAUAACCGAUACUCUACCAGGUCCUGAGAGUUGUGUUUAAUUUAAUCUUUUUCUUUCUUUGAAAAAAAAAAGAAAAAAAAAAAAAAAAAACUUAACAAGAAAUUCUGCAUUUACUUGUACAGCAACAAAUUGUACAUAAAUAAUUAUGUACAAAUAUAUAAAACGAUUGACAUAAACUCUAUAAACUGUAUAUGUAAUGAAAUCUUUACCAUUUUUUAGCGAAACUUAAGAAAAGACUGGUGCAAGCUAUAAAUACAAAAAACAAAUGCAAACACAAACACAAACACAUAUGCAUAAACACACGCUACAGACACACGCAUACAAACAUAUCGGACGAAACAUAAAUGUAUUGAAAUAAAUUUUAAGAAAAUACACAAUAAAUAAAUUGCUAUGUAAUCUAUCUAUAAAGAUGUAGCGAUACGUGUAUGAAUGUAUGUACGUAUGUAGUUGUAAUUAAGAAUGAUAAGAAUAAAUGAAAAAAUCAUAUGACACUCUUACAAACCUACACUUAACUAUAUGUUUGCGGAUAUGAACGGUCCAUGCAUGCAUUCUCGCUCAAACACAUGCUCACACAUAGAUACACAAACAUAUCCACUUAUAUACAUUUACAUAAAUUAUACCUAUCGAUAGCUUCUGUCUAUUUGUAAAAAUAAAAUCAAUUAUUGUUAAAGCUUGUAAACGGAUCAUACUUUAAAUAUGAAUACGAGUAUGUGUGUGCGUGUGCAAGUGCGUGUGCUUGUGGACAUGUUCUGUCUCCUUAGGUGUGUUAUGAAAAAUUGAAAAAUAAUUUUGUUUACAUUCACAAUACAUAUUGAUUGUGUAUGUGCGUAUAGAGAUAUUUAUAUAUAUCUCUAUAUAUAAAUAACUUCAAAUUGUUUGUAUUCCUAUGCACAACACUUCAGUGAAUACUUAUAGUUUGUAAUUAAAAAUUUUCAGAAAAUAAAUUUCAACCUACUUAUGUAUAGCUAAACUGAUAUUAUAUACAUACAAAUCAAUUUAUAUAAAACUUUUUACAUUCAUUUGAUUGUGUUUACAAGUGCAUACAUGAAAGCAUAUAUGAUGUAUAAACGUACGUAAACAGUGAAAGCUUACAGCAAUGACUAGUAUCGCAAGAAUAUAUGAUCGUUUAGAACAGUUUAAAAUGACUUCAGCUACGCAAUCCAAAAAAGCAACGGCGGCAGAAUUUAAUAUAAAAUGAUUUUUUAUUGCUUCGAUUAAUUAACUAUAUCAUAUGUUCAAAAAGAAAAAAAAAAACAUUAUAGACGAUUAUGGCCGACCCUUAAAUAUUAUUAAACUACUUCGCCUAAAGCGAUACUGGCUUCUCCCACCUACAAAAGCGGACAUGAUCCGAAUUUACUUUCUUGUCAGAAGUCUUAUCUACAUUUAUUUGCCUUCAUGAAGUAGAAGUAAAAAUUAAACCACGUGGCUUGCUUCAGAUAAGACCCUAAGAAGAAAAA
Molecule: messenger RNA, 7610 nt
Organism: Glossina fuscipes
Lineage: Eukaryota; Metazoa; Arthropoda; Insecta; Diptera; Glossinidae
Product: serine-rich adhesin for platelets
Exons: 18
Coding region: 167-6193 (2008 amino acids)
Source: RefSeq, a predicted model, not a curated record